GGUUAUAGUAAUUUCGCGCCACCUGCUAGAUAUUCUCAGCGUUUCGUUGGUCUUGCCACAGCUGCAGCUGUUGUGUUACGCGCCGCAUUGGCGGAUAUAUUGUCUUCUUCGUCAUCUCCCUGCAUUGCCUUCUUCCUCUGCCUUCAUCCUCUGUUCUUUCUUUCUUUCUUUAUUUUGUUGAUACCCGCAAAAUUCGAUAUCCAACAAGCCCUCUUGUUUUUUUUGUUGCCAGGCUGCGCCGGUGCUAGCUUAGGAAUCUACGAAAUCUCUCCACACCUGUAGGGCAGACUUCAAAGUCUACAUAGGUCCUCGCUUCACGAUCCAAAGAUCAACAGCCUUUCUCUCAACUCAUCAUGUCUUAUGUCGAUCAACCGACCUCCCCUGGCGCAGUUAUGGGGAGGAGACUCACGAACAGGAAUACAAAUCGCUAUAGUGUUACCGCCCUUUUCAGUAUGGCCGCAGAGCAGGAUGUUGAAGUGGAGGAUGACCUUGCUCGAGCACAAAAACGCCUUCGUGACCUCAAGGGCAAAAUAUCCGCUCAGUCCAAGAAAAAUUUUGUGCUCGAGCGUGACGUUCGUUACCUUGACUCUCGCAUCGCUCUCCUUAUUCAGAAUCGUAUGGCCGCCGAUGAGCAACGUGAAGUGGAACGGACACUGGAAGAAGUCGAUCCAACCGAAGGCCAUUACCCUGAUGAUCGAAAAUUACAACAGUACUCGAACCUAUUCUUCCUUCUCCAGUCUGAACCCCGUCAUAUUGCUGCACUAUGUCGACUUGUCAGCUUAUCAGAGAUCGACACACUCUUGCAGACGGUCAUGUUCACGCUGUAUGGAAACCAAUACGAGAGUCGCGAAGAGCAUCUCCUUUUAACGAUGUUCCAAUCAGUCUUGUCCGCGCAGUUUGAGACAGCAACCGAGUUUGGGUCGCUACUGCGUGCUAACACUCCUGUGUCCCGAAUGAUGACUACUUACACCCGACGAGGUCCUGGGCAAAGUUAUCUCAAGGGGGUGCUGGCAGAACGCAUCAACAGCUUGAUAGAACACAAAGACUUGAACCUUGAAAUUAAUCCUGUAAAGGUGUACGAGCAAAUGAUAAACCAAAUAGAAGAAGAAACAGGUACACUACCGCCCAACCUACCUCGCGGAGUACCCCCAGAGGUCGCCGCCGAGAACGCCGACGUUCAAGCCAUCAUUGCACCACGGCUUACUAUGCUAAUGGAAAUCGCGAAUAGUUUCCUCGUAACCAUAAUAGAAAGUAUGGAAAGUGUGCCGUAUGGUAUUCGAUGGAUCUGCAAGCAGAUCCGCAGUUUGACCCGGCGAAAGUAUCCCGAGGCAACUGAUUACGCUAUUUGCUCAUUGAUAGGAGGCUUCUUCUUUCUGCGGUUCAUCAAUCCUGCUAUUGUCACUCCCCAAGCAUACAUGCUCGUUGAAGGCGUCCCCGCUAAACACCCUCGCCGAACACUGACCCUGAUUGCGAAGAUGCUGCAGAACCUUGCAAAUAAGCCCUCGUAUGCGAAGGAGAUCUACAUGAUCACACUGAAUCCCUUUGUAGAAAAUAAUAAAGCACGGAUCAACCAAUUCCUCAACAGUCUUUGCGAGGUCGGAGAUUUCUAUGACACUCUUGAAAUGGACCAAUACAUGGCUCUAUCCAAGAAAGACCUCAUGAUCCACAUCACCAUGAACGAGCUGUACAACACUCACUCUUUGAUUUUACAGCAUGUGGAAACUCUCUCCCCAAACGACAAGCAGCAUUUACGUAUCUUGACUGAUGAACUCGGACCCGCUCCGUCACAAGUUCCGCGAAAGGAGAACCGUGCCAUAGAGCUGAAUCUGUACAGCCGCUGGGAAACGCCUGUACAGGAUAUCCAAAGUGCUCUGAUGGACUCGGUAUCAACGAGCGACAUGCUGUACAUGGAAACCAAGUCUAUUCUUGUACAGCUCAUACGUUCCAUACCCCACGCUGCCGAGAAGCGGCCGUACAAUUUGGCUGCGAUCGCUGAACGGGCGGCUACGACGAAGGAUGCAACGCUUGUGCGCAAAGGCAUUAAGGUCAAGGAGAUGCUUCGUGAAUUGGAGGAGCAAAAUAUCAUCGAGGCGGUAGAUGGCUAUAAGCUCAUGCAAGACGAGGUUGCUGCUGAGCUCGCUCACCUUGGUAAUCUACGGGAGAAGGUGGUAUUAGAAACGAAGUCGUUGGAAGCGGUCUACAAAACGAUCUGCGACCACAAUGCUUACCUGCGCUCUCAGCUUGAGCAAUACAAGGCGUAUCUCCAGAACGUCCGUCUGACUGCGUCGAAAGACAAAGGCAGUACGACUGGAGUGGGUGUCGUCACGGUCGGAGGCAAAGAGAGGAAGCCAUCGAAAUCGGCGGUUCUUGGUCCGUAUCGCUUUACUCAUGCGCAACUUGAGAAGGAAGGGAUCAUCGUGGAGAGUAAUGUUCCUGAUAACCGUCGACCCAACAUCUACUUCAACAUAACAUCACCUACGCCUGGGACGUUCAUCAUUUCCUUGCACUACAAGGGUCGGGAAAAAGCCAUUCUUGAGAUGGAUCUAAAGAUCGACGACCUAUUGGAGAAGCAAAAAGACAACAAGCACUUACUAGAUCUAGAGUACGUUCAGCUGAACGUACCGAAGGUCCUAGCGCUACUGAAAAAAGUGUUUGCCAAACGGUGACAUGAUCCUAUUCUACCUAUCUUUAAGACAUUCAUCUUUAUAUGUUCUAUUCAUUCUUGUGAUACCACUGUGACGCUCAUUACCUCUAGUCUCUUUUACUCUAUGGCCUCCUCCUGUCACUCUUCAAUUUCUUUCGGAUGUAGAUGUAUUACUCUGUAGUUAUGUGUAUGUCUGAAUAACUGUUUUUCUACUCUAAA
Suillus discolor is the source of this 2863-nucleotide messenger RNA. Its product is annotated as Rho GTPase activation protein. NCBI's taxonomy places the organism in Eukaryota, Fungi, Basidiomycota, Agaricomycetes, Boletales, Suillaceae. The coding region runs from base 354 to 2666 and encodes 770 amino acids. Gene Ontology annotation, biological process: regulation of actin cytoskeleton organization; regulation of GTPase activity. Gene Ontology annotation, cellular component: cell cortex. Gene Ontology annotation, molecular function: GTPase activator activity; protein binding. The transcript is spliced from 10 exons. The record is from RefSeq and is a predicted model, not a curated record.